Messenger RNA from Leptonychotes weddellii (Weddell seal), 1704 nucleotides. NCBI's taxonomy places the organism in Eukaryota, Metazoa, Chordata, Mammalia, Carnivora, Phocidae. The record is from RefSeq and is a predicted model, not a curated record.
GGGGAGCUACCCUGUGACGACUACGGCUACGCGCCGCCUGAGACCGAGAUCGCACCGCUGGUGCUGCGCGGGCACCUCAUGGACAUCGAGUGCCUGGCCAGCGACGGCAUGCUGCUGGUGAGCUGCUGCCUGGCGGGCCACGUCUGUGUGUGGGACGCGCAGACCGGGGACUGCCUGACGCGCAUCCCGCGCCUGGGGCAGCGCCGCGACAGUGGCGUUGGCAGCGCGUUCGAGGCUCAAGAGAGCUGGGAACGGCUGUCCGACAGCGGGAAGGGGGGCCCGGAGGAGCCCGGGGACAGCCCUCCUCUGCGGCACCGGCCCCGGGGCCCUCCGCCGCCUGCCCUCUUCGGGGACCAGCCAGACCUCACCUGCCUGAUCGACACCAACUUCUCGGCCCAGCCGAGGCUCUCGGAACCCACGCAGCCCGAGCCCCGGCACCGGGCGGGCUGCAGCCGUGCUCGCGACGGCCCGGGCUACGACUUCAGCCGCCUGGUGCAGCGCGUGUACCAGGACGAUGGCCUGGCGCCCGGCCGCCCGCCAGCCCUGCGCCCGUCCUCCCCGGGGCCCGGGCCCCCCGCCCUGACCCCCGAGGACGAGGGGGGCUGCCCUCCCGAGAAGGGCUCCCCUUGCCUGGCCUGGGCCCCCAGCGCAGACGGCUCCAUCUGGAGCCUGGAGCUGCAGGGCAGCCUGAUUGUGGUGGGGCGGAGCAGCGGCCGCCUGGAGGUGUGGGACGCCAUCGAGGGUACACUGCGCUGCAGCAGCGAGGAGGUGACCUCGGGCAUCACGGCCCUUGUGUUCCUGGACAAAAGGAUUGUGGCUGCCCGGCUCAACGGUUCCCUAGAUUUCUUCUCCUUGGAGACCCGCACUGCCCUCAGCCCCCUGCAAUUCCGAGGGACUCCAGGGCGGAGCAGUUCCCCCACGUCCCCUGUGUACAGCAGCAGUGACACAGUAGCCUGUCGCCUGACCCACACCGUGCCCUGUGCACACCAGAAACCCAUCACAGCCCUGAAGGCUGCGGCUGGGCGACUCGUGACCGGAAGCCAGGACCACACGCUGAGAGUGUUCCGUCUGGAGGACUCGUGUUGCCUCUUCACCCUGCAGGGCCACUCGGGGGCCAUCACAGCCGUGUACAUUGACCAGACCAUGGUGCUGGCCAGUGGAGGACAAGAUGGGGCCAUCUGCCUGUGGGAUGUGCUGACCGGCAGCAGGGUCAGCCACAUGUUCGCUCACCGUGGGGACGUCACCUCCCUCACCUGUACCACCUCCUGCGUCAUCAGUAGUGGCCUGGAUGACCUCAUCAGCAUCUGGGACCGGAGCACCGGCAUCAAGCUCUACUCCAUUCAGCAGGACCUGGGCUGUGGUGCAAGCUUGGGGGUCAUCUCUGACAACCUGCUGGUGACUGGCGGCCAGGGCUGUGUCUCCUUUUGGGACCUCAACUACGGGGACCUAUUACAGACCGUCUAUUUGGGGAAGAACAGUGAGGCCCAGCCCACCCGCCAGAUCCUGGUGCUGGACAAUGCCGCCAUCGUCUGCAACUUUGGCAGCGAGCUCAGCCUGGUGUACGUGCCCUCCGUGCUGGAGAAGCUGGACUGAGCAGGGGGCGGGAGCUGCGGUGCAGAGCUGAGUCUUCCGGAAGCUGUCUCUGAUCUGUCCUGUCCUGCCUUGUGACUGUAAUAUUAAACUUUUUUUUUUUUUUUAAUCCUA